AUGAGGAAAACAUCAUCCAAGGCGGUGCUCGCUCGCGCACCAAAUCUACCGAGCAAAUUUAGAUUUCGCGCAUUCUACAUAACCGUUCUAUGUCUAUCUCUGUUUGCAGUCGUCAGCCUGGUGGCGGAUCAAAGCGCCCGAUACCAUCAUGGAGCACAAUAUGGAGAGGCUCAACGAAGAGCUCUCGAGGAGCUGGACACCACGCGACUCGUGAAGAGGGACGAGGAGUGUCGACUUGUUCACCAUGCUGAAGAUAAAUGCGCCUUCAUAAAAGCCAAUUGCCCAGAUGAAGAAGCAGGGCUUUUCUCGUAUCUCUCACUAUACUACUGCAAUCUCGAAACGGCCCAACCGGUAGCCUUCAUAAUACUCUCCCUAUGGCUCGCGCUAUGUUUUACAACUAUCGGCAUUGCCGCAUCGGACUUUUUUUGCAUCAACCUUAGCACAAUUGCAUCUAUAUUGGGCAUGAGCGAGAGCAUGGCUGGGGUUACUUUUCUUGCCUUUGGAAACGGCAGUCCCGAUGUCUUCUCAACAUUUGCAGCUAUGAACUCGCACAGUGGGAGCUUGGCAAUUGGGGAACUGAUUGGAGCUGCUGGGUUCAUCACUGCUGUCGUCGCUGGAUCAAUGGCCUUGGUGCGAGAAUUUCGAGUGGGGAAGAAAACUUUUGUCAGAGAUGUUGGGUUCUUUAUCGUUGCUGCAAGCUUCAGCAUGGUGUUCUUGGCAGAUGGUGCUCUUCAUUGGUGGGAAUGUUCUGUCAUGAUCGGCUUCUACCUGUUCUAUGUGGUCACAGUGGUAGUCUGGCAUUGGUAUCUCGGCCGGCGACGACGACGUCGUGAGAGAGAUGCAGCUGCUCGUGGACACUAUCUGACCAUGACCAAUGAGGAGGUAGAAGGAACUGAAGAAUACGGGGAUGAUGAAGACGCUCCAGCCGGACAGAGAAGAUACAGAGAUGUGGAGGAUUUUGGAGCAUUGGAGCGCGGUGCGAGUCCUGGUUUCGAUUCACAGGCAGAUGACCAGAGCGACGAGGAUGGAGAACAGGGGAUGCACUUGGCUGCUGAAAUGGCCAGCAGUAUGCGUGUUCUCAGACCAUCUGGAAAUCGUAGGAACACGAUCACGCCAAUCCGCCCGAGUCUUGUUGGUGCUCUGGAAUUCAGGUCAAUUCUCUCGACCUUGCAAAAAGCACGCGGAUCCCACGCCCGACCCAUUCAUUUGCGCCGUUAUUCUGACGACCCAAUAAACAGGCACGAUAGUGCAGAUUCAGAGCCAGAGCCAUACUCAGACAACUCCUCCGGCGUUCUGUUGACACCUGCUGAGGAUGAGAGCGAGCCACCAAAGGCAGGACCUUCUACCAGAACCAGAGCUAUCUCUAUGAAUGAUGCAGCCACUUCAACUAAACUGAAUCCAGCGGCUUUCACGGUGGCCGAUGUGCCAAACAUAGGAAUCGUUGCUUCAACACCCACUUUCCCACACGAUCUUACGCUCCAGGCCGGCCCUGGGCCGUCUAUAGAUACAACUCUUGGGCUCGUUCCGCCCUCGCCAUCUUUCUCCCUCACCCCUCCAGCCUCCCAUACUGACUCAAGGGAGCCCAGCCCAGCGCCAUCCAAGGACAGACCAAAACGAAAAACUCUCGCACCACCAGGGGAUGGCUUCCCUGGCGCGAGAAAUUUUCGUGAAGACGCCUUCAAAGUUGGCGGGCACGCAACGGACUCCCCGAAUGACUCCCCUCGAACUCGACAACGUCCUAGACUUCAAAUUCCCGGUCCUUCAUCAAGAGACAGUUCCCACUCUCGAACUCUAUCGCCUGUCAUUCAGUUUCCUAUGUACACAGACUCCCCUCUACCGAUGUCAAGUCAUGCCUCAAAACCUCCUAGUCUACCCAGUCUUAUACUACCCGAUGCACACGGAUCACCUGAAUCUGUUUACACCAUCCAUGAUCUGGAUUAUCAACAGAAGCCCAUCGCCUGGUGGCCAGACCACUACUUGCCGAGCCCUUACACUCUUGCAUCCGUUUUGUUCCCAACGCUGUGCACUUGGCGAGAUAAAAGCAUAUGGGAUAAGAUUGUGAGCGUAAUUUCAGCACCAAGCAUUUUCCUUCUCGCGAUCACUCUACCUGUCGUUGAGUCUGAUUCGCAGAAUGAAGACGCUGAUGAAGAGCGUCGAUUACUCGAGGAGAGAUCGGCUUCACUUGCCCGGGGCCGGACCAGGAGCGGCCCCAUAUUAGUUUCUGAUUCCCCAACCAGUGAGGUAGAGCCAGAAUGGAUCCGUUAUCGAAGAGCAACAGAAUCACAGGACCAUCUUCCACAACCUCCUUCACGAGGUUUUAGUAGCCACAACACAGCUGAAGUCGCAGUGUCAGCCGAAAACCACCACCAACACUCCAACCCCAGACCAACCCCUCCAAAAAGAAGGUCCACCGAAACGGCGGUGGAGGCUGAUGUAGAAGCCAAUGCUACCUCGCCCCGGGACUGGAAUCGAUGGCUUGUCGCUGUUCAAAUAUUCACGGCUCCUCUCUUUGUCGUCUUAAUCGUCUGGGCGAAUACCGCCGAAGCCACAGCCCGCCUCCUUAUGAAAAUGACUCUCUGGUCGCUUCUCGGCUCUCUUAUUGCAUUUGCAAUCCUGAUUAUGACUACGACGAACUCGAAGCCUCCGAAAUAUCGAUUCCUGCUUUGCUUCCUGGGCUUUGUCGUCUCCAUCGCCUGGAUCUCAACAAUUGCGAACGAGGUCGUCGGCGUCCUCAAAGCUUUCGGCGUCAUCCUUGGGAUCUCGGAUGCAAUAUUGGGGCUUACCAUUUUUGCUGUCGGGAAUUCUCUUGGCGAUUUAGUUGCAGAUGUCACUGUCGCUCGACUCGGGUAUCCUGUGAUGGCACUUUCAGCCUGCUUUGGCGGGCCGAUGCUGAACAUUCUACUCGGCAUCGGUGUGAGUGGGCUUUACAUGACCGUGAAGGAGGCCAAUCAUAAGCACGAAAAGCAUCCGGGGAAGAAAGUAAAGUACAAGCCGUACGAAAUAGAAGUGAGUGGAACUUUAAUGGUCAGUGCGAUCACACUGCUGGUCACUCUCGUUGGGCUUUUGAUUGCCGUGCCCAUGAACAAAUGGGUCAUGAGCAAGAAAAUAGGCUGGGGUUUAAUUAUACUCUGGUGCAUAUCAACCGUUGUCAACUUGGCGGUGGAAAUCAGUGGUGGGUUUGGGCACAUAUCGUCGGCGCUGUAUACAUAG
This is a messenger RNA of Hyaloscypha bicolor E, 3210 nucleotides long. RefSeq lists its product as uncharacterized. Gene Ontology annotation, biological process: intracellular calcium ion homeostasis; transmembrane transport; monoatomic cation transport. The record is from RefSeq and is a predicted model, not a curated record. Bases 1 to 3210 code for a protein of 1069 amino acids. Gene Ontology annotation, cellular component: membrane. The transcript has 2 exons. NCBI's taxonomy places the organism in Eukaryota, Fungi, Ascomycota, Leotiomycetes, Helotiales, Hyaloscyphaceae. Gene Ontology annotation, molecular function: monoatomic cation transmembrane transporter activity.